Messenger RNA from Racocetra fulgida, 517 nucleotides. Lineage: Eukaryota; Fungi; Glomeromycota; Glomeromycetes; Diversisporales; Gigasporaceae. The record is from the annotation of a GenBank genome assembly.
AUGUCUUUUAAUACUGGUCAAACUCCCGAUUCCGUCUAUCAAGGUGAAGGUGACCUUAGGGCCCAGAACAGUGGUUCUUAUUCUUUCAGGAGUGAUAUAAUGUCUACCCCUCCGCAUAAAAUUCGUACUCCUGAUUUUGAUCGUCUUUUACCACAAAGAUCUCUUAAUCCGGUCCAAGAUCUGCAAAUGCGGAUUGUAACCGAAGAAAGUUCCAAAAAGAGAAAGUUAUCGGUCAUCGAAGAGGAAGCACAACAAGCAAUGUUACCGUUAAGAGAAACAACCGAUGAUAUUAUUCAUCGUUUGAAUUCAACUCCCACAAAGUCAUCCAAGAGAUUGUUGUCUUUUAGUACACCGACGAAAGAACGAAACUAUUUUUUUGAUUCGCCGGUUAAGAGAGAUUAUAAUUCGAGUCCGCUUCCGCUGGAAGCGCAAUUAAUUCUAACUAGCCCUCGCAAGCCGCCCAGAUAUAUUAGUAGAACUCCAUACAAGGUGCUUGAUGCACCUGAUCUUCAGGCAA